This is a messenger RNA of Porites lobata, 4242 nucleotides long. The record is from the annotation of a GenBank genome assembly. NCBI's taxonomy places the organism in Eukaryota, Metazoa, Cnidaria, Anthozoa, Scleractinia, Poritidae.
AUGGCUACUGUUACGAGUGACUUGAAUUUCUGGCAUAUAACGGGUGAUUCAAUUUUCAAACAGGUUUGGCUCAGUGCCGGGAAUUCAAAGGCUAUAUCAAUAAUUGUUGCUAUUUCUGUGAUAAUUUUGUCACCCAUCAUCGUGUUUGGAAAUUUAUUGGUCGUUUUUUCCAUUUGGAAAGACCCUAUGAAGAAACUCUGGAAAUGGCCAUCAAACUAUGUAAUAUUAUCACUAGCAGUCGCCGAUCUUAUGGUCGGUUUAGUGAUUUGUAUUUUACUCAUGUACUUUGUAAUCUUACAUCGCUUUUUCAAAUAUUCCAAGGCUGCCAAAACACAAGACAGUACGGCAAGUUGUCAUCAACGGAUGCGUGAAAGAGAAAAACAUCUCUCCAAAGCUGUCGCUGUUGUUACCUGUGCAUUUCUAACCUCUCUCAUUCUCGUAUUUUUGCGUCAAAUGCAAGCUUAAUUUAUCACAACUAGUAUUUGUGUAGGCAUUUACGUUCGUUUUAAUUUAUGAUAAUUCUGGCGUAAAUCCAUUCGUAUACGCCUGGAGAAUCCCUAGAUUUCGGGCGACAUUCAAGGACUUUUAAACAAACGAGGUAGAUGCUGUGGUCAUAAGGACAAACCAGUCCAAACCUCUGUUUAUGAUACAAGACUUUAGUAACUUCAAACUGUGUGACAAGAAACAAGACACCUUUUUCUUGUAGGUUAUAACAUUUGAAUGAAAGUUCACCUUUUGCCCUUGAUCCCUGGACUUGGUUUAUCCCGGGUGUUGGCGGCAGAUCAACUGAUCAAAGUAGACCCGGAGGGUUUUGAUGCGGCCGAAUCAACUAAGAUGGACGAACGGUUCUCGACGGCAGCAAUUUGUUGUUUUAAUUUUUGUAUCCGUGUCUCCUUGGCUAACGCUUACUCUGGCAGCAGUAGGUCAUGUAAUCUGGCGGCAACUCGGCCUCCUUGUCAACGGCCGGUUCUGAUUCCGGCUUUGACGCCGUGUUCCUCGAGAGCUGUACGGUCUCAUCAGUUCUCUCGGCAGACUUUUGUGGUAGUUCGCCCUCAUCCCCGGUUCAGCGGGGAACAGGGUCCGCCCGCAAGUGCAAAGAGUGCGGAGUCUUGCAGCCCGGCCAGUUAGAAGAACAGGUUCUCGUCACUCAUAGUGACUAAUACUGCGAAAACAGUCCACUAUUGUCAGCAACAUGCAAUUGACCGACUGAGCUCACAGCUAGGUAAUCCCAAUUAUUUAUACCUAACAUGACCUUACUUUUACUGACUUGCACGAGCUGAUGGGCCUAUGGAGACUCGCCUGAUAAUGUGCAAUGAAGAAGUAAAGUCACAGGUACCAAGUAAUCGCACAACAUGUAGCAGUGUACAGCCUAUGAUACAAGACUUCCUAUGUGCCCUUAGUUACUUUUGUAACAUAGAAGUACAUCAUGCACGACUGACUUUGUCCCCUAACCUUUGUAUAACUUUCAAGAAUGAAAUGUUCAGUCGUGGUCUUUGAAUAAUAAUUUUUCUUAAGACAAAAAUAAAGCGAUAAAAAGCUGUACCGAUCGGCUAUUUUAGAUUUACACUCGAAACCAUGUAAGUUGUAACUUACAUUUAAAAAUGUACCAAUUGUGAUCUAUUAAUGAACAGACGCAGGACAGAACGGAAUGUAUUUAUUUGUUAAAUAUAGGCAACCGCGUCAUUCGAGCGUCAUGCUGACGCUAUUGUUUACGGUCUAGUUCCCUGUAAACUUAGGUAGAGAUUGCGUCGCGGUAUAUACAAAAGACCUCUUUCGUUUCGCUUUUUGAAUGCAGCAUUGCAGAUUUUGUAACAGGGACAACUUGUCUCUGACCAGAACUUCCGGCAUCAAGCACUGUUAUCGAUAUGCGAUCUUAUCUCAUUUUUUAGACAACCACUCAAUACAUACGUUACCCUUAUCCUUUUUGACAAACAUAAGAGUUAAUACACAUUCAACACUCAUUAACAAUGCUUGAGUCAGCGUCUGCUGUAAGUCUAUACUGUUUUCUGGACUUACAACUAAAUCAAGACACAAGCGUGUUUCUACUCCAGCCAAUUUCCCCCAAUUCAACGGCUUUGUCGUUGGUCUUUUGCUAAAUCGAGAAACAUCAGUAUUACCCAAGAACUUAAUGUGCUAAGAAGGAGAGGUACCCACUACAAGGCGAGUCAGUGACCUUAAAAGGUUUUGUGCAUCUUCUUGUUUCUCUCUUUUUAUAUCCCCGAGUCACCGAGUGUUGUAUGCCAUAAGCGAACGUAUGAACAUAACUGGUUAGAUUCCGCUAAAUAUAAGUAACUGAUCGCCUAAUAGAGAUGGAGAAAAUAAAGAUAACGCAGAUGCUUGAGAAAAACCCUCCAGGGACAUUGUCCUGAUUAUGCGCAAGUGCAAACGUCAUCUCUUAAAUGUGACGAUAUCAAGGUUUUCAUGGCUACUUCGGUCUCAGCCAAUAGGAAAAGAGCAUCUCAGCAUCUCGCCAUCGGUGUCUAUAUAAUAAACAGAAUAUUACAUGCCCGUUCGUGGUACGAAUUUCAUCUUCUCGUGUUCAACUCGAUAUCUCACUCGUUCGCAGCGGUCACUAAAAAGAACACUUAAAGAUAAAAUUCGUAUCCACGCUCGGGCAUGUAAUAUCCUCUAUAUAUUAUCAUUGGCCUUUAUCAAAAUUGACGCACUUUGAUAUUUUUCCACUUUUAUGACGUAGGACAGUCGGAGAAAAGUAAAUUUAAUCAAACUGUUUGUUUCUUAAUGUUCUGGAGUAAAUUUGCACACGAAACUGGCGAAUUUUGUUGGGUUAAACCUUCUUUCAAUUACAAAAGCUCUUUCCAUGCCGAAAACUUUAAUUUCUAAUCUUAUUUAAGACUGAGUUUUAAGACCGUAAAGGUAUCAUUAGUUAAUAGUUGUUAAACCAAAGAAGCGUGUUACAAUUUAUACUUAGUUGUUGUACAGGGUUUAAUGACGUUUUCUCGAGAUGCCGAUUUCAUAGCCAAGUGACAGACUAAGGAUGUGUAAUAUUUAAAAACGUAAGACCGAAUUUAUCAUGCCCAGUCUAAAUUUGUUGGUGUUAACAGAGGCUAAAGAGUUAUGGACUUGAAUGAUCGUUAGUCGGUGAAAGUCCGAACCAUUAAACACGCAAUGAUAUGUGAACUGACGCUUUGUAACAUGUUAUGAUUGAUUGAUCAGGAUUAGUCCAAUACAACAAAGACGUCGUUGACUUCUAAGAUACGUAACAUUUUACUCGACCACCGGUGUGCACAAUAAACCGCGAUUUGUUUGAACAAGGUUGUGGGGAACUCUCCUUCUGAAUCGUUUGAAAUGGCAGCUGUCUUAGGACAUUACAACUUCUGGAACAUAACAAGCGAGCAAGCUUUACAAGAAGCUUGGCUUCGUCUAGAAAAUGUCAAGCCUCUUUCGGCCACUAGUUCUGUGCUCUCGAUAGUCAUGGCGCCGAUAAUAGUGCUUGGCAAUUUGCUGGUCUUGUUAGCAGUUUGGAAAGAUCCGCUUAAGAAACUUCGCUCAUCACCAUCGAGCUUCAUUUUGGUCUCCAUGGCUCUCGCUGAUCUGUCAGUCGGCUUGGUGGUUUGUCCGAUCACUGCGUAUUGGGGCUGGGUAAUAUUUGACAAAAACACAUCGCCUUUUGGUCUUUCCGUUAUUUUUGCCAUAAACGUUUUCUCUGUGAAUGUGAGCUUCGGCCACAUCUUCCUGCUGACAGUGGAUAGACUUUUCGCCGUGGUAACACCGCUUGAGUAUCGUUUUAAAAUAACGAAUAAACGAGUACUCGUCGCUUGUUGUGUUUGCUGGAUGUACUUCGUAGCGUUCGGGUGUUCAUUUCUGAUGCUUCGGGACUAUUUUGCCAUAAUGGUUACAAUCUACAACGUACAGCUUUUAUCCAUUCUCUUAAGCAUUGUUAUAAUGUACGCAGUUAUGAUGUUCCAUUUCCAUAGGUACUCAAAAACAAGAGAAAAAGAACAGCGGCAUUCAAUAGACAAUCGUCUGAUGAUCCUCAAAAGAGAAAGAAAUCUCUUCAAAGCGAUCGCCAUCGUCAUCUGUGCAUUUCUUAUUUGCUACAUGCCCUGGUUUAUAGUUCAGCUAUUGAUAUAUUUGUGCAAACCAUGCCACCCUCACUUGGCUCUGCUUAUGAUUUUCUUUGGAUUUUCUGGCACUUUAACGUGUGCAAACUCCUUCUUGAACCCGAUACUUUAUUCAUGGCGGCUUCCAAAAUUUAGAGAAACAUUCAAGUACUUUUGGAGA